This is a messenger RNA of Chanos chanos (milkfish), 7883 nucleotides long. It is a transcript of the gene rreb1b, whose product is annotated as ras responsive element binding protein 1b. NCBI's taxonomy places the organism in Eukaryota, Metazoa, Chordata, Actinopteri, Gonorynchiformes, Chanidae. Bases 286 to 5418 code for a protein of 1710 amino acids. Gene Ontology annotation, molecular function: DNA-binding transcription activator activity, RNA polymerase II-specific; RNA polymerase II cis-regulatory region sequence-specific DNA binding. Gene Ontology annotation, biological process: regulation of transcription by RNA polymerase II. The transcript has 13 exons. Gene Ontology annotation, cellular component: nucleus. The record is from RefSeq and is a predicted model, not a curated record.
AGUAUAUUAAAAAGAGACAGACAUAAAGUGAUGUUAAAUAGUUAGUUAACGAACUUUGUACAUCUUCGAAAACGCCAUUUUGCUCGGUCUCCGGAACAAGUUUGUAGUUUUUUUUUUCUCAAAGUCCAUCAUCUCUUUUCACCAUCAUCACCAUGUCACGGCGCAUGCAGCCCAACCCCAGCGAAGUCAAACAAUGAACAGAGGCUGCUGACAUUGCUGUCUUCUCCCCACGCCUGUCACCCUGCGACUCCAUGACCCAGUGACGUGUUUAUCCCCAAUCUCAAAAUGGACAUGGAGAACAGCUUGUCUGAGAAUCAUGUUGAGGAUGCUGGUAGUGCUGAAACAAAUGAGCAUUCUGGCCAGUCUGGAGGGACAGAAAAGGACCUUUCUCCUACACAGACACAAAAGGAUAUGAAAGGAAAACCGGAGAGUGAUACAGACCUUAAUGGAAUGGUUAAAAACGAGAGUGGAAAUGCAAAAACUGGAGAGAAAGAACAAGAAGUGGUGAGUGAAAAACAAGCGGAAGAAGGAGAGGACCUGACCUCUGUCAACUCGAUGAUGACUACUGUAAUGAGUGCUGGCCAGAUAAAUGGAGGCAUAGACGCAUCCUCCUCAAAGACUCCAUCUAAAACUCCCAGCAAAUCACCAUCUGUUAAUCGCACUGGGAGGCGAAACCAGGAGGUUAAAGAAGAACGUUCAACCUUCAUAUGCCCACUCUGUGAAAAGAACUGUAUGACUCAGCAUCAGCUCACUAUGCACAUCAGACAGCAUAACACAGAGAAUGGAAGCACUGACCAUUCCUGUAGUAUUUGUGGGAAGGCCCUUAGCUCUGCCAGCUCUCUGGAUCGCCACAUGCUGGUACACAGUGGAGAGAGGCCCUACAAGUGCACAGUGUGUGGCCAGACCUUCACUACCAAUGGCAACAUGCACAGGCACAUGAAAAUCCAUGACAAGGAUCCAAACACUAUCCCAGCCUCCAGUCCUCCAUCUCCGAGCAAACGUCGCCGACCCUCCGCAAAGAGGAAGCCCAGUCUGGAGGAUGAGGGCGAACGAAUCAGUCAGCUUCCCAAUAAAAAGGUUAUGAUGGAGGAUUUGGCAGGAGGGAGGGGGGCCGCCAAACGUGAAGAGGAGCUGCUACAUUGUCCAAUAUGUUUCAAGACCUUCAUAUGUAAAUAUGGUUUGGAAACACACAUGGAGACACACCCUGACACUGCACUCAGGUGUAAUCUGUGUUGCAUCACCUUCCGAACUCACCGGGGCCUUCUUCGGCACAACUCCGUUAUUCAUAAGCAGCUGCCCACUGAUCCAAAUGGACGACCUUUUAUCCAGAGCAACCCAUCCAUCCCUCUGGGGUUCAGUGAUGUGGCCUUCAUUGACUUUUCUUGCCACAAGUUCCCUAAAAUUGCUCAGGUGUGGUGUGAAACAAAUUUGCGCCGAUGCUCAAGCAAGUUCCAUCGGUUUGUUUGUGAGGUCUGCAACAAGGCCUUUCCUCUACAGGCAUCUCUAGAUCUGCACGUAGCAACACACAAAGGCAUUACAGAUACAUGUACUGAUUUACAGAAGCAAGAUAAAGGUGCUUUCACCGAUACACCAAAACUGAUCCCUGACUCCAAGGAGAAAGUAGAGGAAACAGAAUCUUGUGAAGAUGCACAUACAGCCAAUGGGAAGAUGGGCUUCAUGCAGUCCCUUGGUCUCCAGCAUUGUUCCCAGGUCAAGCCUGUUCAGUCUGAUGAGGAAAUCCAGCAAGCAAUUUUCGACAGCAUCCAUGUUAUUCGUGUUGAGCCCCCUUCAACAAAUCUACCUCAAGAGUCAAAUGGAAGUCUAGGCCUCUCCCUCCUGGACCCUGUUUCCCUUCAGGGAAAGAGUGGUGGCCUGAGCCUAUUGUCUCUGCAGCCCCUCCAGGGUGGAUUUGUUAACAGUGGGUUGGUUGUCCGGCCCAGGAGUGGUCAAACUGGAGUAGAGUUGGCUGAUAUUCAGCAAAUUUUGAAGUUAGCAGCCUCUGUGCCCACCCAGGUGACCCUUCCCCUGCUCUCUAAAACUCCAGGAAAUCCCUUUCAGACCGAGGCUAAGCAGAUUCCUCCAUUAAAACCUAAGCCACUGGUGACUCCUCGAUCCCACAUGGGUACGUCCACACCACCUCCAUCUCUCAUGAGUGCACACCAGGGCUCAUCAGGGUGCAUCAGUCCCAGUUUGCCUCCCCCUGCAGGCCAGCUUCUCAGGACCCCUAGGCAGUCCUCAGUUUCCUCAACCUCUUCACUGUCCUCUUCCCCUUCUAAUCAAAGCUGGGAAAACCUCCAGCUGGGGACAGAUGGCACCGUUACCUCAAUCAUGCCCUUUGACCCAUCAAAUGGCAAAAUCAAGCUGGAAGAGACUGAGGCAAAAGAAAAGGGAUCAAAAGUGGGAUGCAACAAAAAAACUCCCGCUAAAACAGAGUACCCAUGCCGGUUUUGUACUGAAGUCUUCUCCUUCCCCAGUGGCCUACAGGCUCAUAUGCAGCGCCACCUCGGGGCCUCACCUUACCAGUGCAGUAUUUGCAGUUAUGCUGCCCCUGACAAAGCUACUCUGAUUCGUCACCUCCGAACACAUAGCGGUGAACGCCCAUAUGUCUGCCGCCUCUGUCACUACCCCUUCACUGUGAAGGCCAACUGUGAACGGCACUUGCGCAAGAAACACAUGAAAAACACCCGCAAAGAGAUUGAGAAAAACAUUGAGUAUGUGACUGCCAACUCAACCAUUAGUGGUACAGUUGGUGUUACUAAACUGGAUCUGCUAGACCCGGCUAGCACUAGUAACACCACAUGUCGCUAUUGUGGGGAAGAUGUAGGGAGUUACCGAGCUCUCCAGAUUCAUCUGCGAACACACAAUGGCUGUCAGCGCAAACCAUUUGAGUGCCGACAGUGUGGAGCAGCCUUUCUUGCUAAGAGGAACUGCAUCCACCACUUGUUAAAGCAACAUCCAGAAGUUCCUGAGAGAGAAAUCGAAGAACACAUUAACACCCUUGUGCCUGUUACUUCUGCUCAUAACAACCCUUCCUCAAAUGGCCUGCUCCUCAGUGCUAAUGUACAGCUAGUUAAGCAGGACUUGGGUUCCUAUACUGGAGAAGCUGACCAAGACCAGCCACUUGACUUCUCCAGCAAGACCCAGAAUACAACAGACUUGGGCGUCAAAACUGAGAUUGAUCCUUCCUCUACAUGCUUGACUAAUGAAAGCCUCAUGGAGCCCAUUGACCUUUCAAUGCCUAAGGACCCAGAGAAGAAGAAAAUGAAGAAAGAAACUACAGACACCACAUAUGUACAUUGUCCACCUGUAGAGAUCAAGAAAGAGUUGCCCUUGACAAGCAUAGACAAGCACUCAGAUACUUCCCCUGGCUUGCAGACCUCCAUUCAGCUGUCUCUGUCCAAUUUGGCCUCAUCUACCAGCAGUGAUUCAGCCAAACCCUCCACACGACUGAAACCUCUGCUGCCAAAACCAGCUUCUGUCUCAAAUCCCUCAGAGCUGCCACCUUUGGCGUCCAUUGCCCAUAUCAUCUCCUCAGUGUCUGCCACCCCUGUGUUGCUCAAAACAGAGAUUAAUAUUAGCUCUUCUUUUGGUGUUGAUAAAAGUGAGGGGGACGUAGAUGUUGAGAAACAGCAUGAUAAGUGUCCUAAUAGCAGUGUCAGCCCCAGCUCUGCUACAGAUGUUUCUCUCAUUGAAAAUUCAAAAAGGAGAGCCAAGAAGAGAUCAGCCCAUGAGGAGAUGUGUGAUCCAGGGUUGGCCACAGACAACUGUAUCGAUCUAGAGUCCAGUGGAGAGUUUCCAAGUGUCGAGAAAAUGCUGGCGACCACUGACACAAACAAAUUCAGCCCAUACCUGAGAACAAGCCAGGUGGAGCCAGCGAAGGUGGACACAGAGAAAGAAAAGCCAUCUACUAGUGAGGAGGAAAAGGAAGGGAAGGAAGACAAACAGAAGAUACGGCCACAGAACAAAGGGAAGAAAAAUGCCUAUUCAAAUUCGGUGCAGAAGAUGACAUGUCCAUAUUGCCCACGCGUGUUUCCUUGGGCUAGCUCAUUGCAGAGACACAUGCUAACACACACAGGUUUGAAGCCAUAUCCCUGUCCUCAGUGUGAUGCCUUCUUCUCCACCAAGUCCAAUUGUGAACGUCACCUUCUUCGUAAACAUGGGGUUGCCAGUCGUACACUGCAACACAAUGGGUCACGGAAUAAACCAAAGGUUGAUGAGGGGUCACAAGGAAGUGGAGAGAGCAUGUCAGACACUGAACCAGUGGCAGCUGGAGAUUCUCCGGACCUAAUCUCCAACAGUCCGCAAAAGGAAGAAAACUCAAAGGCCUGUGAUCACAGUCCAAUGAACCAGUCGGGACCAACAGCCAAAGAGCAAACUAAGAAGAAUCAAGGCCCAGAGAUCUCACAACUAACAGCAAACAACAACAUGGGAACAGACAAUAAUGACAAUGAUGACUCGCAAAGCAAUAAAAGUCUUGACCUCAAUCUGGGCCACAACUUAGUUGACUUUAAGCUCUUGGCAACUGAGCAGCAGUCACCAGAGGCCACAAACAACACAGUGGAGGCAGAAUGUCAACCAUCAGACUUUCCACACACAUGUGCAAUCUGCAAAAAGAGCUUCCGCCAUGCAGCCACUCUUAGUCGCCAUCAGUCCAUUCAUACGCAGGAGAGUCAGCCAGAGGAUGGAGGCAAGAAGACUAAGCGUCAAACCUCUAGCCUGGCUACAAAAAAAGAGACAGAGCCGGAGGAGAGGACAGAAACUCUGGAGAAAGAAGGGAACAGCAGUGGCAUAGACAGUGGUACUGAGGAGGAGGAAAAGGAAAAAGACAGGAGUGAUAUGGAAGAGGAGUGUGGCUCUGAGCUGAAGGCUUCGGAGGAUGAAAAUGGGUCAGCCGAUGGUAAAUCUGACAAGAGGAAAAAGGUCUGCAGUGUGUGCAGCAAACGUUUCUGGAGCCUGCAGGACCUGACUAGACACAUGCGCUCACACACAGGUGAGAGACCGUAUAAAUGCCAAACAUGCGAGCGUACUUUCACUCUGAAACACAGUUUGGUAAGGCAUCAGCGUAUCCACCAGAAAGCUCCCGAUGGCAAAGGGGUAGAGGGUGGAGAUGAUGUUGAAGAAGGAGAUGGAACUAGAGAUGAUGCUGGGCCUGAAGUGGAGGAGGGGGGCAAGUGUCAAUCAAGCAGUGAGAGUGAAUCAGCAGAGCUGACCAUUCCAAACAGCUCCAACCCUCUCACGGAGAAAGAGAAGGAGAGCGAGGAGACUGCCCAGCCAGCAGAGAACAGCAAGGAACAAGACAAAAAACAGCCAGAGGCGGAAAAGCAAUUGAUGAGCAUGGCAGGAUCCUCAGAGGAACUUCCACAAGAAACUCAGACCGACUCUGCCUCCACAGACGUCUCUCACCGCAGUGAUUCAUAAACUGCCAGUGGGUGUGGCCACAUCCCGACUGAGGUUCAGGAGGGAGAUGUGCAGUCUUCAAGGAGCCCACUUGCUGAAAUAGGAUCCAUGGUCCAAUAUUAAUGAUGAUUUAGUGCUACUUUACCUCACUAAAUGAGGAUCCAAGGAGAUGUGGGUCAUACAAGAUGCCAAACUUGAAUUUCUUUUCUUUUUUUUUUUUGACAUCACAACUACUAUGUGGACACAGCUCACUGUGAGGAUGCCUUAAUUUUUUUCCAGGACAUUUGAAUCCGUAUAAAGUUCAGCAAUUGGAUUAUACAAAUUUAAUGAUAUUUUUAUGGAAUUUUUAAUUAAGCACAUUAAGCCUUUAUAUCUAAAUGAUUUAGUAUGAAUUUUCUAUGAUAAUCAGAGGAUUUAUAUUUCAGCAUUAAAAUGUUAUUCCCAAUUUCUAUUUCUUUUAUGGUAAAGAACUAUGUUUGGAGGACUUUUUUUGUGCUCAAAUGGGACUCCAGAGCAGAAGUGCCUGAGACAUUCUCUUUAUUUUUUGUGAACUCUGCAAUCAGAUUGACUUAAUCAUUGAAGAGGACUUGAGAAGAGGAAUUAUAAUAAAGCUCAGCUUAAAAGCAGAGUUCAAUUCUUUGCCAAUUUGGAUGAUUAUCUGUCAUUUGUUUAUUGGCAAUAUUUGCCAAGUGUUUGUAUAUUCUUUCCUUUCACUCUGAGCCUCACUGACCUAUGACACUCUAGUCUUGUGGUUAAAUUUGAAGGCUGACACAUUUGAGACUGCACCCCCUGGUGGCCAGGAGUGUGAGGAUUAAUAUUGAGACAUUGUGUAUGUGUGUGACUUUAGUGUGUGUCAGGGUGUGCAUUUGACCACAGCAUGUAUUUGAUAACAGUUUGAAGCAACGUGCACUUCAGUGCAAUACCGUUUGUGUGGUUCAUUGGUUUUUAUGUUUGUACUUGAAAUCACCCUGCUGUUCAUUUUGUUUUUCAGAACAUCUUCACUCUGUGUUUCACUGCCACCUUUAAUUGUUCCUACGCUUUUUACAGAAACCUCAGUUAUUAACAAAGGAAACCUCAACACUCAAAACAAUACUCACAAACUUUACACUGUUGGCUUUAAGCUAUGUUGUGGCCAGAGGGAGAAUGAACUAAUUUUUAUCCCUCGGCACUGGUGGCUAUACAUUCUUAUUAUAUAGAACUAAGUGCAACUUACAAGUUGCAUCAAUUACAUGAGUUUAUCAGAACACAGAUAUACACCACUGUAACUAAACAAUAAGCGGGAGAAUGAUCUUGGAGUGCUAAAUGAUAUUCAGAUUGUAAUCAGAUGGCUUGAUAAGAUGGGGUUAGAUUGAUCAGACUACAAAGCAAGGUUUUUUGGCUCAGUUGCACAAAUACAGUCUUUAACAGUCAUCAUGUCUGUAGGCUUGUUUUUAUGGAAUUUUUAGAGAUAUCACCAGCAAAUCUAAGGCCAGUGUUUACUUAAGGAACCAUGGCAAAAUGAGAAGUCACCAAUUUUUAUUAUAAUUUUUCUUUUCCUUUUUUCUUUUUGGCUGGAACAAAUCUGAUUUCCUGCUUUUCGACUUUAGUUCGUGUGUGUGUGUGUGUGUGUGUCUGUCUGUCUGCCUGUGUGUCUGUCUGUGUGCAGCAGUAAUGAUAAAGAAUACACACUGAAUAUUUUUAUGUAUUUAUUGAAAAACCGAGGGUGCGGUCAAAGCUAAUCUAAGAAGCCAUGUAGUAUCAAAUUUUUUGUGUAAAGAUAACUGAAAGGAUGACUUAAGCACACAGACCUUCAAAUGGUUGAAAUUGGUAAUUCUUAUGGAUUUUUAAGCUUGAGAUACAAUAGUCCUUAAAUUUACACUUUUGUCCUUUGUAUUUUUUUGUUUCUGUAAAUUGAAUUUGCAUUCAAUACACAAGUGCAUUAACUUGAGAUGUAAUUACCAUGGACUGAUAUGUUUAUUGCAGAUGAGUUUGAAGGGGUAUGAAUCUUAGAGUAGUGCUUGCAUGAUAGUGUAAUUAGAUCAUUUUACCUGUUCUUAUCUUUCUCAGGGGCUUUUUCAGUAUAUGCAUACUUUAAUAAUCUUUUUUUCUUUUAUGGGGGAAAAAAUCUUGCUCACUGAUAUAGUAAGACAAACAAUCACUACAUAUAUGUGCACAUGACUGUGAAUUUGUUCAGGAAGAUCUGCCAUCUGUAUCAUCUCAAAGUUUUAUGUUAAUUUUAUCUCAUCCUGCCCUGUUUUUGUAGGGGUUGGGAUAUAAGAUUGGUAGUUCAACAGUGAAAAAAAUUCUUAUGUCACUUUUAGUGGCACAAGUGAUACCCUGUCACUGACUUCUGUGUCUGUCAACAGAGUUUUUCCUUGCAUACAUCAGAUAGUUCAUAAUUAGGACAAAAUGAUUAUGUUUCUGUUAAUCUUUUUGCAUCACACUAUGUACAAUCCUGUUUUAUGUGGAAAUCAUGCAAAAACAAUAAAUUUACACUAAGAAAGAGU